AAAUAGAUGUAAUAUGUAACAUGACUUUAUUCUUAAUUAUCAAGUGAAAAAAUUUUUGUUUUGUAAUUGUAUAUAUCUUUAUUCUGAAAGAAAUGAGCUACUCUUAAAACUGGUAUUCAUAAUUUCGUGUGACACAUAAAUGAUCAAAUUGCUAAUUUCAAUAAAUGUUCUGCAUUAGUAGCAGUGAUAAAAUAACGUAACGAUAGUAAUUGUCAAGUGUAGAGUGACAGGCUGUUCUCAUCUCCAGUCUUCAUAUAUUAUAAAUGCAGAUUUUGUAUUUUCUUUUUUCAGCUAUCAAAUUGAAAUUGUAAUAAUUAUAUUGAAUAUUUAAAUAAUAUAAUAUAUACUAUGUCCGACAACGAAGAUGAUUUCAUGUGUGACGAUGAAGAAGAUUACGGCUUGGAAUAUUCUGAAGAUAGCAACUCCGAACCAGAUGUUGAUCUUGAAAACCAGUACUAUAAUAGUAAAGCAUUGAAAGAAGAUGAACCCUCUGCAGCACUAGCUUCCUUUCAAAAAGUCUUAGAUCUUGAAAGUGGAGAAAAGGGAGAAUGGGGUUUCAAAGCUUUGAAACAAAUGAUUAAAAUAAAUUUCAAACUAGGCAACUUUGAAGAAAUGAUGACUAGAUAUAAACAACUGCUUACAUACAUUAAAAGUGCUGUAACAAGAAAUCACAGUGAAAAAUCUAUCAACUCUAUUUUAGAUUAUAUAUCAACUUCACGAAAUAUGGAAUUGCUACAAAAUUUCUAUGAAACCACAUUAGAAGCUUUAAAAGAUGCUAAAAAUGACAGAUUAUGGUUUAAAACAAAUACUAAAUUGGGAAAAUUGUACUACGAUCGUGGCGAUUUUAAUAAAUUGGCUAAAAUUUUGAAACAGUUGCACCAAUCUUGUCAAACUGAUGAUGGGGAGGAUGACCUUAAAAAAGGCACACAAUUGCUUGAAAUAUAUGCUUUGGAAAUCCAGAUGUAUACAGCACAAAAAAAUAAUAAGAAACUCAAAACUUUGUAUGAACAAUCUUUGCAUAUUAAAUCUGCUAUUCCACAUCCUUUAAUUAUGGGAGUUAUCAGGGAAUGUGGUGGUAAAAUGCAUCUUCGAGAAGGAGAAUUCGAAAAGGCCCACACUGAUUUCUUUGAAGCAUUCAAAAAUUAUGAUGAAUCUGGAAGCCCCAGACGCACUACAUGCUUAAAAUACUUAGUUCUUGCAAAUAUGUUGAUGAAGUCUGGCAUAAAUCCCUUUGAUUCUCAGGAAGCAAAACCGUACAAAAAUGAUCCUGAAAUAUUAGCAAUGACCAAUUUAGUGAAUGCGUACCAAAAUAAUGAUAUUAAUGAAUUUGAGUACAUUCUGAAACAGAAUAGGCAAAAUAUUAUGGAUGAUCCAUUUAUUAGAGAGCAUAUUGAAGAUUUGCUUCGCAAUAUAAGAACUCAAGUACUGAUAAAGUUGAUAAAACCAUAUACUCGUAUACAGAUUCCCUUUAUUUCUACAGAAUUGAAUAUUGAUGUUUUGGAAGUAGAGAGUUUAUUGGUUUCAUGUAUAUUAGAUAAUACAAUCCAAGGUCGUAUAGAUCAAGUAAAUCAAGUGUUAUUCUUAGAAAGAGCGACAAUAAAUCAAGCAAGAUAUAGCGCUUUGGACAGAUGGGCUAACCAGUUGAAUACUCUUCACUCUUCCAUCAUCAAUAAAAUGGCAUAAUCAGAUUUUCGAAAAAAUAUUGAAGUGAUAGCGCUAAAUAAGCGCCUUUUUGAGUAACUAUGAAUUUUAAUUUUCUUCUAAUAAAUCAUAAAUGUAUUAGUUUGAACAGUUUUUCAAUAAAAAAUAAACUGAU
Molecule: messenger RNA, 1816 nt
Organism: Diorhabda sublineata
Lineage: Eukaryota; Metazoa; Arthropoda; Insecta; Coleoptera; Chrysomelidae
Gene: alien
Product: COP9 signalosome complex subunit 2
Exons: 8
Coding region: 349-1683 (444 amino acids)
Biological process (GO): protein deneddylation
Cellular component (GO): COP9 signalosome
Molecular function (GO): protein binding
Source: RefSeq, a predicted model, not a curated record